AUUUCAAUAACACGCUCACUACCGAUCAAGAACCAAUACCAAGAAUCGCUCCGCACAUUUACUAUAGCUGCAAAACUCACAUUCUAUGCACUCAACCCCCCGGCGACAACUUUCAGCCAACACGAAUAUUGAACAAUCUCAAAAACAACGACGACAACGCAACAGCACUCACCACCGUACUAUUACACAGACCGUGCACCCAACCAUGUCCGAUUACACAUUCACCCUUCCGGAUGAAGAGCGCCGUCUCCCCAACAACCACCAUGGCCGCCGGGAGGUCCAUGGCCAUGAGAGUCAUGCGUUCUCUGCUGAGGAGCUGACCAUGAGGCUCCAGAAGUUGGAGCAAGAACAGGAGCGAUACCAUCACCAACACCACGAGUCCCAUCACUCUCGACUCCAUGGCCCUGUGGUGCAGAUCGAUGCCGACCUUCAUAAGCGUACCCAGGAAACACUCCAUGAAAUUUUGGAGCGACUGGAGCGACGAAAGCACGAGAACAGCUUUCUGCAGAACGACGCGAGCGUGGUCCCGGGAAUGGAGGAUAACGGCACAGGACGGCUGAGACACGCGCAGAGAUUGAACCCGAACGUGCUGAAGGAGGUCAGAUCACAUUCGCAUAGCUUGCGACAGAGCCAUGGCAAUGCCAAUCUACGGCAUAGCUGACAGGAAGAGUAAAGAGCAGGACACUUGAACGGACAAGAAGAAAAGAAAAAAAAAGUUAGCACUGUCGACAACAAACCGCCAAGACAAAAAAAAAUCAAAGCCGACAUCGACAAGCAUGCGCAUUUUUUCGACCGAAUCAUCGACACCACGCAUAUACGCUGGAAAAGGAUGCUUCGCGCUGCGCCUUCCCAUCAUAGUAGGAGUCAUGAGUAUCCGACUGAGCCAGGAUCGACAAAUCGAUACCUGUCCGAAUGGCUAUUUUUUUUACCGACUCUGAAAACCGAAAGGAGCAUCGGCCAGGACAAGGAGAUCAUCUACAGCGAACAUGGAGUAAAUAUUUCUCUUCCAUUACACGCCCAUUAUCCAUUCCCCUUCUCCCUUCACCCUUCGCCGAUCCCGCAAGCGUACAUAGCAUCUGUCCCGACUCCAUUUCUCUCUCUCCCUCUGCACUUUUGGGAGCGAUUGAGGACUCAAAGAAUCUGAAUUUGAAUAAAAAAG
Gamsiella multidivaricata is the source of this 1159-nucleotide messenger RNA. RefSeq lists its product as uncharacterized. The record is from RefSeq and is a predicted model, not a curated record. The transcript has a single exon. Bases 86 to 661 code for a protein of 191 amino acids. NCBI's taxonomy places the organism in Eukaryota, Fungi, Mortierellomycota, Mortierellomycetes, Mortierellales, Mortierellaceae.